UAGGUAGGCCUGAUAUGCAAACAGAAUCCCAUGCACGUUUGCAAACGACCACCGUCACUAUACAUGUAUUCAUUCUUCUAAACCGUAACAUAAUAAUAGGCAAUUUUGAAAAGGAUGAUAUCGGUAGCUUUAAAUAAUUAAUGUCCUGUGAUUUUUGACGUGCAACGAAAUACCUUUGUCUUCCUGAGUCUGCCAUGCUGGAGGAAAUUUAUUAUGAUAUUGAGCCAAGCAAGCUGAAAUAUUGUCUAUCUAUUACUGAUGUGGAACGUGCAGGCGCCAUUCUGUUAGCGGGAACAGUGAACUUUGAAAUAUUGAACUGUGAAGACUGGAUAAUAAAAAGGAAUUUGAGUCGUUACGGCUGAAGCAUUUUGUCUCAGAAGGACCCCUUAAUGUAGUCCAUUAUCCCUGAAUGCCUGAUAUUUGAUUUUGGAUACAUUAUGCAGUUUUUAAGAUUAAAUUGGGAGUGACUUUACACUAUCCACCCAUUUUGAAUUCAAUAAGUGUUCCAGUGCAUUGCGAGAUAUGUUUCCAUUAGUCUUUGCAAUGCCAGCUCGUUUUAUGAGUGAAAGAUUGAAAUCGCAUACAUGGCAUACGGAAUGUGUUAUACGAAGAUAUAGGUCUUGUUGAAUACAAAAAGUGAGUAGUAGACCUAUUAGGCGCAUCUUAUAAAAAGCCAUAUAGGUCAAUGUUUAUGAGUACAUUUUUAAACAUCGAUAUGAUAGACUUAUAAAGGCAAAUCAGUCUCAGAAAUGUAUGUCAUCUUCUCGAGUGGAAUGGUUUGUACACAGGGUGGACGAAUAUUAUCAUGAGCAGGUUUGACUCAAAGUAAGAACGGCAUUCAUUAAGGCGAUUAGGAUGAUUAUGUACAAAGGACACCAGUGCUUGGUAUAGUGCGCAGUUUAUAGAAUGAAAACACUGAAAUGGAUCCGAAGAAAUCCUGGGUCUUGAUCAUUGUGCUUGUGGUAUGCACCCUGACCCUCCUCCUCCAUAAGAGUGCUAAAGUGAUGGAAAAUGGUCCGAUCCUUGUCCACCUUGAGCCAUCAGAACAUCUUGCCAACAUUUUCGAAGACACCCGGUUACUCGAUAACCCGGACACGCAUAACUUGCCUAAACCACAAGGAUCCGAAAAAGAGGAUCAUCGAUCUACUGCUGAUUCCAAAGAAAACGAAGAAGAUCUACUUUCGUACGUAUUUCACGGAUCACCAUCGGCAAAGGAUGUUUCUCAAUCGGAGGGCAACGAUACCGUCAAUGACGACAGUUCUAUUGCUGAUAUCUGGAGAGAAGAGGAGGAGGACGAUGGGAUAUGGCGAAUCUUCGAGGAGGAGUACAGGAAAAUUGAUUGGAAACGGAACAAGGAUGGCUUCAACCAAUGGAGGACAGAGCUGUCGAUGUAUGGUGUGGACUCUCGCAAUGGCUUCUUGAUAACCCAAGAAUCUGUGGAGGUCAAACAAGUUCUUCCGUUCUACCUGAGUACCCAGCAUACUUAUACCGUCAGUGAAUACUUCCUGUCUCUUGUUCCAAAGUCAUCCCCUUACAGCGAGAAAAGUUUGGGAAGGUGUGCUGUGGUCGGUAAUAGCGGUAACCUCAAAAACAGCGGAUGCGGGCGAGAAAUCGAUGCAGCCGAUUAUGUAUUCAGGUGCAACGUCCCACCCCUUGUUGAAUACGAAAAUGACGUCGGCUUGAAGACGAAUCUCACAACAAUGAACCCCAGCAUGCUAGACACAAAGGAAUACGGGACCAUAUCGAUAACGCGUGAGAUCGACUACCCGUAUAACAUGGUCCUGGAACCCUACAGUGGUGUCAUCCUCCUCCCGUGCUUCAGCCACUUCUUCUACCUUCGAAAGUGCCUCAAAGCAAUCAAGCAGUAUUACCUGAAGAAAGCUAAUAUGACUUUCCUUCAUCCAGACAACUUCAUAACCAUAUGGGAGUACUGGAAAGAUCGGCAAAUGACCAAUCUGCCUUCAACAGGAUUUUACAUCAUCAAUGUGGCGGCCACACUUUGUGACAGCGUGGACGUGUUUGGUUUUUGGCCCUUCGACAAGACUUCAUUGCGAUCAGGUGUCACCGAGCACGUUAUGUAUCAUUAUUACGAGGAAGGAAAAUGGCGCCCCAUACACGACAUGUACGGAGAAUUUGGACAGCUAUUCGAACUCCAUCGAGGAGGUGUUCUGAAGAUGCAUCUCGGAAAUUGCACCUCAAGUUGACGAAUAAUAUCUCAUGAGAUUAUACCGCUGGCAUUCUUUUCAGUUCUAAGUGAAAAUGCAGAUCUGGAGAUAUUUUCCACACAUUGUGCCUUCCGUCUUGUAUGCAUGAUUGCAAGAUCAGGUAUGCCAUCUAAGGGUGUCACUGAUUAAUUGUCUGAUUGCGCACUUAUUCAGAAUUCCUUUUCCAGGUACCUUGAUACCUACUUAUCGGCGAUAAAAUCACCAUUGUACCUCUUCGUUUCGGAAAGAUUUUACAGGUUUUCGAUCACAGCCCUGUAACAUAAAGCCCACGAUUGAUCAUGGAGCUGAUUUCUAGGUUUAAUCAUACACAAUAAUGAAAGCAAUCAAUCGUAGAAACCAGCCUCAAGAUCAUAUUGUAAAGCAUGAUAUUUAUAAUAUCGUAUGCAGGGCUCUGCUCUUUACAGCUUUAAUAGACAAAACAUUUUGCUAUUCAAAGGUCAACGCCCUAAUAUUUUGAAUUUGUAUGAGAUGAUGAGACUAUUCUUUUGGGGGGAAGAUAAAUGAAAAUGAAACAAAAAUGCUUUAAGAUACAAAACUUAAGUAAAAUGAACGGAUAAUACACUUGAUAUCAGUGAGUAUAAGUGUACGAGGGGCGUUUUUUGUUUUUGAUAAUCCAUCAUGCCAUUUUAUGUAUAUAUUUGAAAAGGCAUAUUCCCAUGAAUUUGCAUUAUAUAUCAGUUCACCGGCAAAGAUAUUAUUGUUAAAGAUUUGUGUUCUAGCAAAUCUUUCAUAAGUUAAUAAUCGGUAU
Messenger RNA from Lytechinus variegatus (green sea urchin), 2973 nucleotides. Its product is annotated as sia-alpha-2,3-Gal-beta-1,4-GlcNAc-R:alpha 2,8-sialyltransferase-like. Gene Ontology annotation, biological process: oligosaccharide metabolic process; N-glycan processing. The transcript is spliced from 6 exons. Lineage: Eukaryota; Metazoa; Echinodermata; Echinoidea; Temnopleuroida; Toxopneustidae. Bases 921 to 2204 code for a protein of 427 amino acids. Gene Ontology annotation, molecular function: alpha-N-acetylneuraminate alpha-2,8-sialyltransferase activity. The record is from RefSeq and is a predicted model, not a curated record.